UUUUACUUUUUGAGAAUUGUUAUUCGCCAAUUCAACCAUAUCCAUCAUUCUGACGGGACUACUCCUUUCGUUUCACUACAGAACAAUGAUGCUCUGAUCGGUACUAUAAAGCUAAGUGCUUAAUUACAUCUAAUCUCCCAUAUCAUAAGAAAGAAUACGCAGAGAGAGAGAGAGAGAUAUGGAAGGAAUAGAACACAUUUCCGUAAGUGUGAACGGAAUAAGCAUGCACGUCGCCCAAACCGGCCAAGGUCCGGUGGUUCUUUUCCUCCACGGUUUCCCGGAGUGCUGGUACACGUGGCGCCACCAAAUGUGUUUCCUAGCGUCGCAGGGAUACCGAGCCGUGGCUCCGGACCUCCGCGGGUACGGCGACACCACCGGAGCUCCCACCGACGACCCUUCCAAGUUCACGAGUCUCCACGUGGUGGGCGACCUGGUGGCGCUCUUAAGCGUCGUGGCGGCAGAUGAAGAGAAGGUGUUCGUAGUGGGACAUGACUGGGGAGCUAUGAUGGCUUGGGCUCUGUGUUUGUAUAGGCCUGACAAAGUGAAAGCUUUGGUGAACAUGAGCGUUUGUUUCACUCCAAGAAAUCCAAAGAGCAAGCCACUUGAAACGUUGCGUGCCGUUUAUGGAGAUGACUACUAUAUCUGCCGAUUCCAGAAAAACACGGUUAAUACGCAAAUCAACAAGAAAUUACACCCUAUUGGACGAAGGUCAGAAGGGGCAUGUAGUGCAUCAUCAUGUUGUCAGUGUAGAUUUGACAUAUGGCACUGGUUACUAUGCAAAUACAAGGAAAUAAAAUUGCGCUUUCUGUUCAGUUGGCAGGAGGGUGGAGAGAUAGAGGGUGAGUUUGCUGUACUUGGUACUAAGAAAGUCCUUCAAUGUUUCUUAACAUACUACAAUCCCAGUCCACUUUACCUACCGAAGAAAGGCAAACUAUUUGAAGGCUCAACCGAUGAUUUGCCCUCAUGGUUGUCAAAAAAUGAUGUUGAUUACUACACUUCCAAGUUUGAGAAGACAGGUUUCACCGGUGGAAUUAAUUAUUAUAGAGCACUAGAUCUGGAUUGGGAGUUGAGUGCAGCCUGGACUGGAGCAAAGGUGAUGGUACCAGUGAAGUUCAUUGUGGGUGAUCUGGACAUUACUUACAAUGCCCCUGGCGCCAAGGAGUAUAUACACAAGGGUGGCCUAAAGAGAGAUGUGCCCUUGUUAGAGGAAGUGGUUGUGUUGGAAGGUGUUGGACAUUUCAUCCAUGAAGAAAAGCCUCAUGAGAUCAACACUCACAUUUUGAAUUUCUUGCACAACUUCUCUUCCUGAAUUUCUGUUUGUCUUGAUUGGUUAAUUGAGUGUGGUUUUAAUUCUGAUCUGUUGAAAGAAUAAGAAAUCUGUCAAGGAUUGUUGUGUGUUUCUAGACAUUGACAAUGACUAUGAUGACUAGGAAUGUACUAAAAGAUUAUAUUGCUUUGCGUCAAUGUCUUGAAUUGCUUUGCCUUGGCUUGUUUAAUUUGUUUGUUUUUCUUUAUCCUUGAUAAUGGAAGGAAUCUUAUUUUGGUAAA
Messenger RNA from Ipomoea nil (Japanese morning glory), 1548 nucleotides. RefSeq names its product bifunctional epoxide hydrolase 2-like. The transcript is spliced from 5 exons. The record is from RefSeq and is a predicted model, not a curated record. NCBI's taxonomy places the organism in Eukaryota, Viridiplantae, Streptophyta, Magnoliopsida, Solanales, Convolvulaceae. Gene Ontology annotation, molecular function: hydrolase activity. Bases 179 to 1309 code for a protein of 376 amino acids.